Polistes dominula (European paper wasp) is the source of this 3912-nucleotide messenger RNA. RefSeq lists its product as uncharacterized. NCBI's taxonomy places the organism in Eukaryota, Metazoa, Arthropoda, Insecta, Hymenoptera, Vespidae. Gene Ontology annotation, cellular component: nucleus. The record is from RefSeq and is a predicted model, not a curated record. Gene Ontology annotation, molecular function: nucleic acid binding; exonuclease activity; metal ion binding.
GGCAGUCGUAUCGAAUGAUGCGAGUUCUAGUAUACAUAACCUCCUUUGUCUCACUUGCGCGAAUUUCUAAUAACGCGCAUUUAAUUUCUCACCUAUUUAAUUUAAAUGUCAUAUUUAUUUUCUACUAAUAUAAUAUAACAUCAACCCUAAACAGGGGAUAACGACGCUGCUAUCAAAGAAUGGAUUUUGCAAGAGGCGGAGGGCGAUGAUUCAGUUAUGUUGCCUUCGACCGGUUAUUUCAAAGCAAUCAAUUGUCCAUUUUACGAGAAUGGAUUAUGCGAAAGACCUUAUUGUCAUUUUAAACAUGCCAGAAGAGAAGAUGCAGCAAAUACAACAGGAAUGGUUGGAGUGGUGGAGACCCAGGCAACGGAUCAAACUCAAACAAAAUCAAAUGCAGCUAUUGCUGCUUCCAAUCCCGACAUGUUACAACAAUUGGUAACCGAAGCUGUUAAAAAAGUGCUCGCAGAUCAAGAAGUUACAGACACAGAUAAAUUCUCUAAGACUAUAGUUUCACAAGUGGUAGAAGGACUUAAAAAACCUUCCUUAACUUCUGACUCUGCUUCUACAUCUGAUACAACUACUAGCAAUAUCAUUGGAAAGCAUAUGAAUAUUCCAACAACCAUUACAAAACCAGUUCCUUGCGUCUACAAUCCUACACCCAUAGCUGAAUUAAAGAAGAGGCAUAUUCCUGUGGUAUCUUAUAUGCCAACCAGAGAAAACAGAGUUGCGGUCAAACGUAAAUCCUCUCCAGAUAGAAUUAAACCUUGGUUAAGUGUUAUCAAAGAUCCGACUAGUUCGCAGUCAACAGAGAUCACUUAUAAACCUACUGCUAUCUCUUGCAUCAAUGAUCAAGAUUCUGUACAGAGUUAUAUACCAACUUUUAAAUCAGAUUCAUCUUCUUCCAAUUCUUACGAAGAUAGCAAUUCCAAUGACAACAUACCCAAAGUCAAAGAAGCUUAUUAUCCGAGAUCUAAGAAAAGAAGGGAAGAGUACGUUCCUAAAAAAGUCAAAGCUCCGUUAAAGAACGUUCAACAAUUGGACGAUACUGUGUUGGAUCAAUUUGAACCAGAAUUCGAUAUGAUCGGAGAAAUAUUAACUGCUGCGACAACUGCUCUUAGCACAGUACCCAGUGAAGAAUCUCAAGAUUAUUGUUUAGAUAUAGAACCAAAGUUUUCCGACGACGAACCCAUGCCGGAUGAUACCAAAGAAAAAAAUGAAAGUAACGUUUACAAAAGUUCUCUAUGUAACAACGAAACAAAGUCGCGAGAUAAUGUACUACAACAUGGGACGAAAGUUGCCGAUAAUAAGAGAAAACUCGACGAAGUAGAAAAUGAAUUGAUGAAUAAUCAUCAUAACGUUGACGAUACUGCCGAUGACAAAACUAAUAACAAGAAACGAAGAGAAUCAACAAGCGACAAUAUCAAAGAGAAACACAAGGAAAGAAGAAAGGAUGAUGAUAGAAUAAAAAAAGAUCACAGAAGUAGCAGUAGAAGUAGUGAUAAACACAAAAAGGACCAUAAUCGCUCAGGAAAAAGUAGCAAUGAAAGUAAGAGUUAUAAAUCUAGUUCGUCUGAUAAACGACAUUCGUCGUCCUCCUCUUCAUCGCAUAAGGAUAAAGAAAGAAAUAAGAAUAGUCACUCAUCUAAAGAGUCUACUCACAAAUCAAAAGAACGUUCCAGUCACAAAGACAAAGAUUCAUCCGUUGAAAGAUCGAAUAAAGAUAAACAUAAAAGUAGUAAGCACGAUAGACAUAAAUCUAAAACGUAUGACUCCAGUUCCAAAUCUGAUAAACAUUCAUCAAGUAAGAGUCAUAGAAAUCAUCGAUCAAGAUCGCAUCAUCGAUCCAGAUCGAGAGAUCGGAUGCGUAGUCCAUCUAAAAAAGACAAGCACGAAGAAGAUAAUAUCGACAAAAAAAUGAAUACAAUGUUAGACGAAGGAGAAUCUGUUAGCCCAUCUGAAUCCGUACGGGGUUCUUUUGAGAACAUUAUAUUUGAUUCGUCUGAAUCUGAAACUGAUGUGCAAGAGGAAUGUCUUAAAAUCUUUCAAGAAUAUAAAGUUUCUAAUCAUCCAAAAGUAGUGUCGAUCAAAGAAUCUGCUAAAGUAGUAGAAACCGAAGAGAAUGAGGAAUUUGGUAAAAAGAGAGUAGCGCAUCCUUCUGCAGCAAUGUCAUUGGUAUCCCGUCAAGUUGGUCCGAGUCAACCACCUAAAAGAAUACCCAAUCCUCAACAAAAAAUGUAUGAAAGAUGGCGUUUGAUGAGAGAAGCAGCUGCAGAAAAGGCGGCAGAAAAAGCUGCUGAAAAAAUGACAUCUAAUGUUACUAAAACUCAAAUUACACCUACUCCAGUAAUUCAACAAUCAGCUAAUGUUGUCAACGACGAGUCAGUCGUCGAAUCUGUUUCUACGAUAAAUAAUAACGAAUUUCAGAUGAAUGGACAUGGUCGAAUUAGAAUUGCUCAUGUCCCGUAUGCUAUGUCUCUUGCAAUGAAAAAGAAACAAGUUAAAGAAAAAAUGGUAAAAAGCAAUGACUCUAAAGCAAUUGACAAUAAAACAAUAGCUCAAACUAGUAAGGGUGGUGUACGAGUUGCUCACGUUUCACAAGUGGUACCACAGUUAAUACGUCCAGAACCACUUCAGGCAAUGACACAAAAGUUUCCAUUGAACGUACGUCAGUAUUAUAUCAAUAUGAUGCAAGAUAUAUGUGUACAGAUUUAUACUAACGGUGAAGAUGCCGCUCAACGUGCAGUACGAGAGGAAUUUACCUGUCACGAAAAAUGUAAAGCGCUUACGGUAUACAAAAAUUCUUGUAUGUUAGCUGCUCAUAGAUUAAGAAAGGAAGUCGAUCAAAAUCGUUCCUCGGAUGGCAGUACCACAACAGCAAGUGGUACCGUAUCGCACGAAGCUGUACUUGCUGGUAAAUCCAAAGGUUCUUGGAGUGUUUUGAAGACAAAAAAAGCAAUAACUGAUUUUAAGGGUUCAGCAUUGUAUAGUAUGUUAAAAAAAUGGAUUAUGACAGAAGAACAAUUACAGGAUAAUGGAUUUCCUCGUGCUCAUCCAGAGGGUACUACGGGACGUGCUAAAGUUUAUGUAAUAAACUCGCGUAAUCAAAACGUACUAUCAAAAGUGCCUAAUGAAAGGAUCUGUAGUCGUUGCGGACAAAAUUAUAUGGUAGACAAACAAGGCUUUCCUGUACAGCAACAGAAUUGUAUAUAUCAUUGGGGAAGAAAGUUUACUAUUAAGGGAGAAGGAAAAUAUAGUUGUUGUCAACAAUAUGGAUCUGCUACUGGUUGUUGCGAUGCCAAAUUCCAUGUAUGGAGUUAUACUGAUUAUGAAAAUCUUCGUGGUUAUAUAAAAACUUUACCAAAAGAUAUCGCUGAAGAAGAACAAGGAGUUUACGCGCUCGACUGUGAGAUGUGUUACACUACCCAAGGAUUAGAAUUGACAAGGAUAACGGUUAUUAAUGACGAAUGCAACGUUAUAUAUGAAACAUUAGUUAAACCUCAGAAUCCAAUAGUUGAUUACAAUACAAGAUUCUCAGGGAUUACAGAAGAAGAUAUGACAGAUGUGACGACAACGCUUUUAGAUGUCCAAGCUACGCUUCUAGCAAUGUUUUCUAAUAAAACUAUACUGGUAGGUCAUAGUCUUGAAAGUGAUUUCAAAGCACUGAGGUUACUUCACGAUACAGUGGUAGAUACCAGUGUCAUGUUUCCUCAUAGAAAUGGUUAUCCUCAGAAAAGGGCAUUAAAAAAUCUUUGUUCUGAAUAUUUAAGAAAGAUCAUACAAAAUGAUGUUGGUGGUCAUGAUAGUAAAGAGGAUGCUGUAGCAUGUAUGGAAUUGGUGUUGUGGAAAGUCAAAGAAGAAGCUAAAUUACAAUAAAAACAAAAUUAGGUGAAACAAUAAGAAGAAGAAGAAGAA